Messenger RNA from Drosophila albomicans, 2176 nucleotides. RefSeq lists its product as uncharacterized. NCBI's taxonomy places the organism in Eukaryota, Metazoa, Arthropoda, Insecta, Diptera, Drosophilidae. The coding region runs from base 1460 to 1939 and encodes 159 amino acids. The record is from RefSeq and is a predicted model, not a curated record. The transcript has 2 exons.
AUUUAAUAACUUCGACAAUUUUUAUCUGAGCAGAACCAAAUUUUCAGGAAUCACAAAUGCCAUUGUUGUUAUUGUAUAUAAAAUUCGCAGCUCUAGCUUUAAAAUUACGCUUGUUAUUCGAUUUUUUUGCGAAACAAAAAAUUGAAGUGUCGUUUAAUUUUGGGCAGGAGUGUAACGGUGCGAUUGAUGCGAACGAAAUACUAUAGUGUUCACUUUGCCGAAAUGGGUGCGAAAAAAAGCAAAGCUAUCCGGACUACGUAAAUCAGGGACGGCCAACUGUUCCCACACAUCGUGCAUCGGUCCGAUGAUUUCGAUGAUGUCACUUGGAAGUUUUGUGUACCUCGGACCAUGCGACUCCGUGUUUUGCACGAGUGUCAUGACCAACCAACUGCCGGUCACUUAGGAGUACGCAAAACAAUUCUUCGGAUCAGUCAGCGGUAUUAGUGGCAAGGUUGCAUCGGAAUGUUAAGAAGCAUUUCCGACAAAGCCCAAGCUGCCAGAAGUUUAAGACAUCGCAACAAAAACCCGCCGGACCCAUGCACACUCGACCCGCGGAAAAACCAUGCGCUGUCAUGGGAGCCGAUUUCGUCGGUCCGCUUCCUCGUUCUAAGCAAGGCAACACCAUGCUGCUCGUGUUCUUCGACCCGUUCUCCAAAUGGUGAGCGUAUCCUCGCUCACUUCGGGGUUCCGCGAUGUUUCGUGUGCGAUAAUGCGACACAGUUUACUAGCCAGUCCUUCAGGACGUUCCUAAAUACCGCUGGAGUGGACCUGCAACACACUGCCCCGUAUUCCCCGCAUGAGAAUCCAACGGAAUGAGCAAACCAAACGGUUAAGACGACGAUCCCGCAACUAAUUGAAGGACAGCAGAACCAUUGGGACGAGUUGCUUCCAGAGAUCACCUUAGCCGUAAAUUCCAGCGUCUCUGAGUCCACGGGCUAUAGUCCAGCUUACCUAGUACAGGGUAGGGAGCCUCGACUUCCCGGAAGACUAUACGACGAGGUGACACCAGAGGCCACCGGCAAAACAGAAGAAGGAAAUAUUUUCGAUCGUGCGAGGAAACCUGGACCAGGCGAGCCACGACCAGAGUAGAAACUACAACCUAUGCCGGAGGCAAUGGCGACCCACUCUGGGCGGGAAGGUGCUUUUGCGGCAACACCAUCUCUCCAAUGCUGCUGACGGGUUCGCAGCAAAGCUAGCCCCGAAAUUCGACGGUCCAUAUGUGGUCAAGAAGUUCAUCGCAGCAAACAUCAUCCGUCUGCAGCACACAACGACCAACCAAAGAGUGGGUAACAUCGAAGACCUCAGAGAGUUCCAGGAGCAGAGGACCGAGUCCGAGGCCGAAACCUAUGAAAGCGACACGUCGAGAGCCGCGAUCAAACCCUGAUCCAAUCCCUCCGACCACAACCCCCAGCCUUCGCACCAGUUAAUCUAAUUACUCUUUUUUUGACUAAUUCAGAACAUGUAUACGGUCGACCUAUGCGGUUCCUCCCCGCCGCGCGACUACGUCGGCGACGAACCCAACGUACCCCGACCAGCCGACCUUUGCCGGAUUUCGACAGAGAGCACAGAACCCCAGCUCUCCCCGUGCUUCUCCCCGGCCCCGCUCCACAAAUCCGGUGAACCUGACUUUUAUAAUCCCGUCAGUGAGCAUGAAAAAGAAGAUGAAGAGGAGCCCAAUGAAGAGGGUUACGAAGAGGAAGAGGAUGUAGGAGAGGGAGAGAGUAGCGAGGAAGAGGAAACCCCCACUCGGCGUCCACCCAGUGCCUGGUCGCCUCGACCUGGACAUGCCGCCCAGCGGCAACGUUGCGAUCCACGAAGAGGACGUGGGGUAUAUGCACAAACCGCACCGCCGAUGAAUGUCGAGCCCUAUCAACCCCUUCCCACUAAAGACAGCGACACGGACGAGCCUUUUUUCGUCCACCAAGUAUGUAUUUCAUAAUUGGAGUCAAGGCCAAAGGAUCAAGAAAAUGGACAUAUUUUUUUGAAGCGAGGAUCCAGCAAAGUUGAUACAGCUAAUAAAAACGACUGUUCUACAAAUCGAAAUCUCCGAUCGAACUGUCCCAAUAUAGCCGACUUAAGCUGGUUAAGCAUUAUAAAAAUGUAUUUAACCUUUAAUUUUGCGAGUAAAAUUGUAGUGUCGCGAUUAUUUUGUAAUAUAAUCGAUUAAUAAUUCAAA